Messenger RNA from Acanthosepion pharaonis, 477 nucleotides. Lineage: Eukaryota; Metazoa; Mollusca; Cephalopoda; Sepiida; Sepiidae. The record is from the annotation of a GenBank genome assembly.
AUGCCUCUUAGGGCGCAUUACGGGAGUCCGGCUACGGCAAACGAAGGCCUCCUACUUCUCCUUCCACGGGACUUUACGCACGUGGUGCCUCGUAAGGCGCAGUGCGGGAGUCCGGCUACGGCAAACGGAAGGCCGUCGACGAAUCGACGCCACUUACCGCACGGCAGCAGGAGUACCGGCUGUCGCCGUCGCUUGCUGUGCUGUCGUCGUCGUCGUCGUCGUCGUCGUCGCCCGACACUUCCUGUCCGCCGCGCCACCGGGCCGUCCGUCCGUCCGUCCGUCCGUCCGGCCGCUCUCUCUUUCAUAAUUUCGCCGAAUUUCGCCGAUCGCUGCCGAGGCGGGCGACGCGCGUCCGGCUACGGCAAACGAAGGCCUCCUUCAGAAGGAACUACGCACUUACCUUCUAAGGCGCAUUACGGGAGUCCGGCUACGGUAAACGAAGGCCACCGACGCACUUUCGGCACUAGUUCGGGCUAG